GUUGUCAAAGAAAAAGAGCAAAAACACUUCUGUCUACGCGUUUCCCAUCGCUUCCUCCGACACCUGCAGUUCCACGCAUAUUUUUUGUGGUCAUUUCGGUUGCCAUCGCGGCUACUUCCCUCGCGCGCCAAGUGCAGUAUCUCUGUGCAACUUCCGUCGUGUUCGUCUUGCGGGGAUUGGCCGAAGUGGCAAUUGGAGAACGAUAAACGCGUCGCGUAUCAGUUAUUUUUAUCUCCGGUGGUGAAGCUACGUGUUUUCGAACGACACAUUGGAAGCAGAUUUGCAGCGUCGUCCUCCACAUCGUUUGGUUCUGCGUGUGGCACACAGUCGUAUGAUAGCAGGAAUCGAAUUCACAUCAGCGUUACAAUUCUCGUUAACGUGCCGUGCGUAAAAAAUUGGUUUCAGUGAAAGUGCGUGAUAACCUAAGUCUCCAACAGUUUGCAUUCUACGCAGUCGUGUGCGGAAGAAUCAACAACCUCCUUCUACAGCACAACGCAACACGGUUUCGUGACACCGUGGAAAGAAAUUGAUUUUCUUCCACAUAUUUCGUUUGGCGUAUUGAUUAGCUGACAGCUUUGUAAGCGGAAGGUGUACCCUUGUAUUGUACAGCUCGCACUAUCGUGUCGUGUUAGCUGAAAAUGUCUGGGAAAAGUGUGAUGAACAAAUUUGUUAUAAGAAAUAUCGCCCAACGGCUCGUACACUGUAUGUACGUGUGUGUUUUCUAUCUAAUACUGUUAUGCAUGCUGGAUACAGCCGGCAUAGGGGCGGACAAGAUGCCGCAGGAAGACAUCUCCGUCGUAACCGAAGUGGAUGAGUUAUCCCCGGACGGAAGCAGCAGUGCACCGACCGAAGGCAAGGGACUGCUUUCGUCCGACAUAGGGUUUGUGCACGCAUUCGCGGCCUCGUUCAUGGUGAUCAUCGUGUCCGAGCUCGGCGACAAAACGUUCUUCAUCGCAGCCAUCAUGGCUAUGCGGCAUCCGCGUUUGACCGUUUUUGCCGGUGCAAUCGCUGCCCUGGCCCUUAUGACCGUACUCUCGGUGCUGUUCGGUAUGGCGGCUACGCUUAUACCACGCAUCUACACAUUCUACAUCUCGACCGCACUGUUCGCCCUGUUCGGCUUUAAGAUGCUGUACGAUGGUUACCACAUGUCUGCGACGGGAGCGGCCGAAGAACUCGAAGAAGUGCAGUCAGAUCUGAGAAAACGCGAAGAUGAGCUCGCCCGUUCCAUGAGCGGAAGUCGCAAGGAAACGGUCGAACUCGUCCCGCUCAGUGAUACCGAAGACCAGCGGACGAAACAUUCCGGCAUUUUGCCCCGCCGCCAUGGUCCCAACAACGGAUCCAUCCAUUCGCUGGCCGAACAGCAGCAAAACCACACAACGUCUUCCGGCGCAACGCUUCGCUUAUCCGCGUCCGCCGCCCAACUUACCACUUCCGGCAGUACGGGCAGUACCCGCCUUCCAGAAGGUUUCCAACAGCAGACACCUGUAUCUCGCAGUAAAUCAGGAAUCUCAACCGAUAAUGGUGCCAACGCGGCGAUUUCUACCGUCGACACUGGGCACGGCCACAUCGCUGCCAACGGCGGAGUUGUUGGCGAAGAAGCAGGAGGAGGAGGAGGAGGUGGAGGUGGAGGUGGAGAUGAAAGUUCCGCACCCAACGGUGGUGGAACCGUGCUGGAAUCUUCCCGCAGCAAGCUGCUACUGCUGGACGGUGGCGGUGAACGCGGCGAACAAAGACAACGGUUGCGAAGUGCGGCCAGCAGUAUUCACGCGAACGGAUCGGUUCACCUGACCGCUGGAGGUGUACAAGAUCCUCAUCCUAGCAACAUCACUUCGGUGGUGACUGGCUCGACGGCCAACGGUCCUGCAAAUCAGCACAAAAUGCACGAACGUGAAACCAAUGCCGGUGGCAGUCUGAUGGGACAGGACGCGGAGUCGGGCGGCAGCACCAGCCGGCGAGGGACGGCCCGUGGACGGAACAACAGUGCCCUCAAAAUGCUGCUGCGCAUCUUCAUACAAGCGUUUACGAUGACGUUUGUGGCAGAGUGGGGUGACCGGUCCCAGCUGACCACCGUGAUUCUGAGUGCGCGCGAAAACGUUUGGGGUGUGAUCGCGGGUGGUAUUAUCGGACACUCUAUCUGCACCGGACUGGCUGUGAUCGGUGGGCGCAUGGUCGCCCAACGAAUUUCCGUCCGAACUGUAACCCUCAUCGGUGGUGUUGUGUUCCUGCUGUUUGCCCUAAGUGCACUACUCUUCGGUCCGGGUGAAGAAGAACCUAUCAAGGUGCCUAUUCCAUAAGACGUAACGCUUACAACAACACAUGCGCAUCACCUUUAUGUAUAUGACACCCUCCAUACGAAUCGACAACAAACUGCUUGGACUGGUUCCACGGUUUGCUUACUAUCCGCUUAGCUUCAGAUCAUCGCCACACAUCCUGCUCUACUUUCUUGUUUUCCUGAACAUGUUGUACAAGGAAACGGAUUUACAGAUGCCAGAUAAAAAGAAAGUAUCGACUUUAUAUAAUAAACUUAUCUCCUCAAUUGGCAACCGACAAGAACGAUGAGUAAAUAAUUGUGAACGUGUGUGCCUCUACCGGAUGUGUAUGUUAUAUUAAUUUGACUGCAAUCAAUUGUAAGCGUGUUUUGUUCUUUACCAUCCGUUCUCUACCUUCUUCUAAAUGAGGGACAUGUAAGAUUGUAACAUACAAACAAAAAAAAAGAAAUCCUGAUUGGGUGAUCGUCUCAGCUACCAGCCUACAAUCAAUAUGAUGUUAGUAAUUAGGACAACAGUGUUGAAUGCAAUUAAUAGUGAGAAUAUACGCUAGGAGAGAAAGAAACGACCGAAGUAGAAUACCAUUGGAUAAAACAGGGCGCGUAAAGAAAAGUAUUGUUUUUUUUUGUUCUAAUACUUUAAGCAUAUUCCUUCAAGUGUGUCCUUAUGAUAUGAUUAUUAGUUCCAACAAGGAAAGAGAAAAUUGUGUAACACAAAAUUGAAAUUCCACAAAAUUAGCAAUGCUUAUUUUAAGAAAACAGAAAAGCAUCCAAUCGAAUACAGAGACAUUAAACGGUGUUGUGUGCGUGUACGAGAGAAAGAAGAAGUUGAUUGUAAAAAUAAAUAAAUAAAAAAAAACUAUUAUUACCUGUUA
Anopheles funestus (African malaria mosquito) is the source of this 3141-nucleotide messenger RNA. Its product is annotated as keratin, type II cytoskeletal 2 epidermal. Gene Ontology annotation, cellular component: Golgi apparatus. The transcript is spliced from 5 exons. NCBI's taxonomy places the organism in Eukaryota, Metazoa, Arthropoda, Insecta, Diptera, Culicidae. Gene Ontology annotation, molecular function: calcium ion transmembrane transporter activity; manganese ion transmembrane transporter activity. The record is from RefSeq and is a predicted model, not a curated record. Gene Ontology annotation, biological process: Golgi calcium ion homeostasis; calcium ion transmembrane transport; manganese ion transmembrane transport. The coding region runs from base 639 to 2294 and encodes 551 amino acids.